This is a messenger RNA of Zootermopsis nevadensis, 2555 nucleotides long. RefSeq names its product trichoplein keratin filament-binding protein. The record is from RefSeq and is a predicted model, not a curated record. NCBI's taxonomy places the organism in Eukaryota, Metazoa, Arthropoda, Insecta, Blattodea, Termopsidae. Gene Ontology annotation, cellular component: keratin filament. Gene Ontology annotation, biological process: apoptotic process.
GAUAAGUAUCUGUGAAUAAACGGAUAGGGGCAGUAAUGUGUUUCGGGCUUGGAUUUCUAGUGAUUUUUGGAAGUCGAUUUUAUGGAACGUCUGGCAGAGGCGCCGUGGUUCUUUAUCAUCUUAUAACAACCAAUUAAGCGAAGGCAUGUCGAGUCAACGCAGUGCUGUGACUUUUUCAUGUUCUCGGCGGAAUCGUCAGGAGGAGGCUCUUGUCAGACGUCGGAAUGCAGAGGCAGAUCAUCAGCAACUGUGGGAUGGAAUUACUCAGUACUUUCACACUUGGGACAUACAGUCCAACAAACACAAUGAUUGGGCUUCCCCUCGCUACUACAGCCAAAGUAUGGAAAUGUAUAACAAAGCAAUGGAAGCACAAAAGAAAGCUCAACGUUUAGAAGAACGUCAACAGAAAUUAGCAGCGUUGCUGUACUCUGAAACAAGACAGUAUGAAAUAGAACUAGCUCGACAGAGGGGCAAUCCAAGUAUCCAUCAUCGAAUGCCGCUUGAAGAGCUGAAGUCUGUCAAUUAUGAGUUAAAGCGUCGUGAGGAGGAGAAUCAACGCAGAGAAGCAGAACUUAAAUUAUACCACCAGUGGAGGAUGAAGCAGCCUUCCAUUACAGAGCUUGAACGGAAGCAGCACGGUCAUUUUGUACGUGAGGCGUGGGUGAAGCAGACGCAGGAAAAGCAGGUGGAACGCGAGAAAGCGGAGAAGGAGCAGCUAGAGGCAAUGAAGGAGCGUGAAGCGAUGCAGCUUGCCGAGGAAGAACGUCAGAAGAAGAGCAGGGCCCUUUCCCUUCAGUCACAACUGAAGCAACAAAUUGCGGAACUCAGAGAUAGAGAAAAGAAAGCGGAGGAACUGCAGAGGGAGGAGUCUGAGGUGAUGCAGCGUAGGGCAAAGUUAGAAGACCUCUUGAUGGAGAGGAGGUCUUCUGAGGAACGGCGCAAGAAGGCAGAACUUGGAUCAUUCUUGCAGCGCCAGUACCAGUUGAAACUGCGCCGGCGUGCUAAAGAAGUGCAAGAGAAACUAACAGAAGAUUUGCAUUUGCUAGAGAAACUUAUGUCUAUGGAAAUGGAGGAGAACAGAAGAGCAAGUGAGCAACAGGAAGCUGCACGUAGAGAGAUGCUUUGUGCACGUCAGGCUCUAGCAGAGCAGGCACGUGUUGAGAGGGAGCGUGAGAAACAUAUGGAGUUCCUUUUCAAUGAGGAGGCACAGCGGAUGUGGACGCAGCAGGAAGAUAAAUGGAAUCGUGAAUGUGAGGCCAGAGAACGGCUGCUAACAGAGGUGCUCGUCACUGUGCAGCACCAACUGGAGGAGAGACUUGAGGCGAACCUUGCUGAGCAGCGGGAUCUAGUCAGGAGCAGAGAGGAACUUGUUGCCCACAUUGAGCAAGUGAAUGCAGAGCUGAAGGAGCAGCGGGCAGCUCUUAACAAAAUGAAGGAAGAACGCAGGAAGGAGAUUGAUAUACAGGUUUCUGACAAACAGCAGCGACAGAUGGCCGAAGCGCGGAUUGCCGAGUUGGAAGCAGAGAAGCAGAAAGUACAAGAAAAACUGGAGGAACAGAAACUUUUGCAGGAACUAAGAAAGAUGGAGACGACUGGUUACAACCCAGUGAAUGUUGCUCGAAGAAGAAUGUUUUGGUGAUAUUUAUGAAGAGAUAAACAGUUAAUAGAUUUUUCAUCAUGGAAGAAGAAACCUGUUUGGUAAAUAUCUGUUUUAAAUAGAUGAAAGGGGAAAUAUCUAAAUAUGUACAGUGUAAGAAUAAAUGUAAUAUUGUUUGUUUGUUUGUGGUCAGUCUUUCGACUGGUUUGACGCGGUCCUCCGUUUUUGCGCCAAUCUCUUCAUUUCCAUGUAUUUUUUGCAGCGCACAUCCUCAAUAAUCUGCGUCACAUUCCAAUCUUUGUCUCCCCCUUCCAUUACCAAAUUAACCAAUCCUGGGUGCCACAGAAAGUGCCCCACCGUCCUCUCUCUUCUUCUCGUAAGAUUUUCUUCCUUCGCCUGUCCUGUCCAAGACCAGAUAUUUCACCCAUAAAAUGAAUGACAGUCGUACUGUCCUGCAGUACGUUGGUUCAAACACUGAUAAGUUCUGACGUCUCUUAUUGCAUAAUCGAAUGUGCGUUUGACCGAUUGCUUCAGGCAGAAGAAAAUUUCUAGCUGCUUUUAAUUUGCUUAGUAUGUGUGCAAUUCCAUUAGAAAUUCUUUCUUCAAUUUGGUUGAAAAAUGGGGAUUGUUAUUUGCUGGGAACAUUUAAAACUGACGUCAUCUGUGUUUUAAAUAAUUAAAACUGCACCCGGGCGCUUAAAUGUGAAUUAUUUUAAAUCCACGGUUUUAUGUGUUUUAAUAUAACAAUAAUGGGACUUAAUGCGUCGAUUCCUUCAAUUUACAGGUUUCGUAUCUGUUAAUUUAUGAUAAUUUGUGAUUGCUGUAUCAGUUUAUAAAGACUGUUGGUACGUUUCAUUGUGUAGUGUACUUUACCAUAUGAAAGUUGUCUUUUUUAAAGAUGAUUUGUUUAUUAUCUGGAUAUUUCUAAUUAAGAUUAUAAACCGUUAUUACUAUUUUA